UCUCCACUAACCAAAUAGUGCUUUUUGUGAGAUAAAAGAGAGAGAAACAGUGGAAAUAGUGGUAGCAUACUCCGCCAUACUUUGUCUAUAAAUUAGGCAUGCGUGUUUGAAGAUAUGGCAUAGAUGAGAAAUCAGAGAGGUGAAAUGGAGAAUUCUUAUGACAGCAUCGGUAGUAAAUCAAAGGAUGUUUCGCUUAAAGACCUUAGCAUCAGGCUUGCAGAGUUUGCACAAGUUAGAGGAUGGGAUGAAUAUCAUAGUCCAAGGAAUCUCUUAUUAGCACUAGUGGGAGAAGUUGGAGAGCUGUCAGAGAUAUUCCAAUGGAAAGGGGAAGUUGGGAAAGGACUGCCUAACUGGAGUGCUGAUGAGAAAGAACACUUGGAAGAUGAGCUCUCCGAUGUUUUGCUUUAUCUUGUUCGUUUAGCUGAUGUUUGUGGGCUUGAUCUUGGCCAAGCCGCUUUAACUAAGAUAAUCAAGAAUGCUCGCAAAUACCCAGUUGUUGUGAUGAAUCAAAAAUCAAAAUCUACUUACAACUAAGGAUCAACCCUCCUCUUCCUGGUUUUUGCUGUAAUAUUGGAGUUCUCUUUUUUAUGAAGCUUGCAAACUUUUUGGAUCAGGUUUUAUUCCAGUUCUUGUAAUUGCCGAAAAUGGAUAUAUUUUCUUAUAUUUGAAGAGUUUACCUUUA
Gossypium raimondii (Peruvian cotton) is the source of this 682-nucleotide messenger RNA. RefSeq lists its product as uncharacterized. The record is from RefSeq and is a predicted model, not a curated record. Gene Ontology annotation, molecular function: nucleoside triphosphate diphosphatase activity. Gene Ontology annotation, biological process: nucleoside triphosphate catabolic process. The transcript has 2 exons. Lineage: Eukaryota; Viridiplantae; Streptophyta; Magnoliopsida; Malvales; Malvaceae. The coding region runs from base 124 to 534 and encodes 136 amino acids.